AUGGAGUUUAAACAGUUUUGUUUUGUGGUACUACUUCUUGUACAAUCACAGGUAUUAUCUGAAGAACUGAACAGUUUGAAAAAUUUUGAUCAAAAUGUAACAUUAUCGGACGAUACAACGUCAGUAUAUGAUCUUGGCGUGCAACUGGGCAUAAUUAAUCCUGAAAAAUACAGCCUUGAAUCAUUCAAGAAGGAUGAAGAUGAAAUCUUCAAAAAUUUGUACAAGGAAUAUAUUUUAUUAAAUGUUAGUCUGCCACAUAAUUACUCAGAUUGGCUUGUUAUGAACAACUUUGGAGUACUAUCCGAUACUCAAGAGUCAUUGUUUGAGCAAAAAAGAACUAAACGUAGUACAGCGUCAAAUAAAAGAGCCUUUGUCAAUACAGUAAGAAAGGGCGAUAUUUUGAUUACGGGGCGAGGUAUUGGCGGCAUAGUUGGCCACGCAGCGAUCAUGUCUUCUGACUACUAUGUGCUAGAGAUGCCUGGAGGCUCUGGUUGGGCUACAGGAAUAGAGAGUAACAACAGGCAGAUCGGUAAAGAUAAAUGGUUUGAUGAACACGCUUCAGAUUGGACCACGGUAUAUCGUUGCCCUGAUAGUACAGUAGCUCGACAGGCCGCCACGUGGGCUGACCACGUCUACUACAAUCCCACAGGUGGCGCUAAAAAGACGAAACAUAUAAAAUAUUUGAUCACUUCAAACCUGCACAGUACAAAUCCCAGUUACUGUUCGAAGCUCGUAGUCCAAGCUUAUUACUUUGGGACAGGCAGCAAGAAGGUUAUAAAUAACCUACCAAAAACUGGAGGAGUGAUUGUCCCCUCCACUAUACCCACAUACUUUCUAAGUCCAUAUCGACUGAUUAAUAAAGGAAAAUAUUAG
Messenger RNA from Arctia plantaginis, 873 nucleotides. NCBI's taxonomy places the organism in Eukaryota, Metazoa, Arthropoda, Insecta, Lepidoptera, Erebidae. The record is from the annotation of a GenBank genome assembly.